Molecule: messenger RNA, 2274 nt
Organism: Drosophila obscura
Lineage: Eukaryota; Metazoa; Arthropoda; Insecta; Diptera; Drosophilidae
Product: putative inorganic phosphate cotransporter
Exons: 4
Coding region: 409-1878 (489 amino acids)
Biological process (GO): transmembrane transport; monoatomic anion transport
Cellular component (GO): plasma membrane
Molecular function (GO): transmembrane transporter activity
Source: RefSeq, a predicted model, not a curated record
GUUCAGUCGGUCUGAAAUUGUAAAUGUGGCGAGAGUGCGGUAAUAAACGGUAGCAUCCGACGAGCGCUAGAGAAUCGCAACCGAAAUCGAACUGAAACAGAAAAAAAACAGUAACAAUUUUUUGUGCUUUGUUGUGGCACCUGGAACCUGGAACCUGCCACAGUAGUUAAUAUGCUCACAUUUUCCUCGAUCGAGAUCGAAUCAUUUCGAAUUGCUGGCCAGCAGUGAGCGGGCGGAGAGGCUGAAUCUGAAUUGCCACGCUACAUUAAGAAAAACGUACCAUAAAAGUGCUAAAAUAACACCCACAGCCUCCAACCCAACAGUCCAGCCCUCAACGUGCUCCACGCACCAGAGAACAACAUUUAACUCCAAUAGUAGGAUCUAGUUAAAUUAAAUAAUACAUUAACCAUGAAGCUGAUGUGCUGUGGUGGGAGCAAUGACUCCCAGGACCUGAAGGACCCCAAGAAGGAGGAUGAGGCCGAGGGCAAAAAUUCCGGUCUGGGGGUACGACACUUCCAGGUCUUUCUGCUCUUCUGCGCCCUGACCGUGGCCUAUGCCCAGCGCGUCAACCUAUCCGUGGCCGUGGUGGCCAUGCUCGAUUCCGCCUCCGCGAAUCCAGAUUUUCCCGAGUACAACUGGUCGGAUAAGAUAAAAUCCCUGCUGCUGAGCAGCUUCUUCUGGGGCUAUGUGGUCACCCAGGUGCCGGCCGGACAGCUGGCCAAGAAAUUCGGUGGCAAAGUGAUGAUCCUUUCAGGACUGACCAUCUGCUCGGUGCUGAACAUCCUUACGCCGCUCUGCGCCAAGCUGGGUGGCUGGCAGUUGGUGUGCGCCCUGCGUGUGGUCGAGGGUCUGUGCCAGGGCGUGGUCUUCCCAUCCGUGCACACCAUCCUGUCCAAGUGGAUGCUGCCCAAGGAGCGCGCCACGCUCGGCACGUGCGCCUAUGCGGGAAAUCAGUUUGGCACGAUCAUCAUGCUGGCCACCAGUGGACUGCUGGCCGCCUCAUCGGCUGGGUGGCCCAGCAUCUUCUACAUCUCCGGCGGAGUCGGAUGUGUUUGGGCGAUCACGUACUUCCUUUGGGGCGCCAGCUCGCCGUCGGAGUGCAAGAGCGUCUCGUCAGAGGAGCGGAAACUGAUCGAAAUGGCACAGGCCGGCGAAGUGAGCGCCGGAGAGGAUCAGCCCAAGGUGCAGCCCCCUACACCGUGGCUGAGCAUGUUCACAUCGCCCGCAUUCCUGGUCCUGAUCGUGGCACACUCCACUCACAAUUGGGGCUUCUGGACCCUGCUCACCGAGAUCCCCAGCUACAUGAAGAACAUCCUGGGCAAGGACAUCAAGUCGAACGCCCUGCUCUCGGCGCUUCCCUACGUCUGCAUGUUCGGCAUGUCCUUCGUCUUCUCAGCCAUAUCCGCGCAGUUAAACAACCGCAACUGCGUCUCCACGGGAGCCAGCCGCAAGCUGUUCAACACGAUUGGCACCUGGAUCCCCAUGCUCACGCUCAUCGGUCUGGGCUAUACGCGCGCGGACCAGGCCUCCUUGGCCGUGGUGCUGCUCUGCUUCACCGUGGGCACCAACGGCGCCACUUACCUGGGCUUCAACAUGAACCACAUCGAUCUGUCGCCGAACUUUGCCGGCAUCCUGAUGGGCAUCACCAACUGCGUGGCCAAUAUAAUGAGCAUAAUCGCCCCGCUGCUCGUUGGUGUCAUUGUCACCGAUGAGAAAGAUCCCGAUCUGUGGCGUAUCGUAUUCUUUAUUGCCGCCGGCUUCUAUCUGGUGGGCAAUGGGCUGUUCGUGAUCUUCGGCAAGGCCGAGGUGCAGCCCUGGAACGAUCCCCCAGCGAAGCCCAGGCGCAAUUCCACGGCUCAGGUGGAGUCGCAGCACUAACUCUGACGAAUUUAGUGAAAUGUGAAGAGAAACCGCUAGUCAUCUAGUUCUGUUUUCCACCAAAAAAUGAUCCGAUCCGAUGGUCGGCCAACUGUCAAUCCUAACUGUAAUGAAGCGGAGCGCCAUACAAUGCAUUUUCGCAUUGUCCAAACUAAUUCGCGCUCCGUGUGCAUUGUAUAUAUUUGUACUAUAUAUUUGUAGACUAUUAUUUGCUGUACUCCGUACUCUGUACUCUGUAUUCGUGUUAUGUUACCCUCGUCUUAGGUUUAGUUGUAGCGACUAAUUAUGUAAGGCCACUCACAGUGUGAAGCGAAAAUAAUAAUAAUAAUAAUAAUAGUGUAUGUGUGCUGCAUCUGUAUAGAGCUACAGCGACAGCUACAGCAUGUGAAAAGAAAA